AUGUUUGGAGUCGCCUAUUUAUUUGAGCUUGUGGUCAUGAAAAUGAGGAAGCCACUUUUUUUAAGGGGCACCUCUUUGUGGGAGGAACAUGUGACAUUUGAAGACAUUUUUGGGUCGGCGUCUAUAUUCUUUCUUGUUCUGGUGUCCUUAGAGAGACUGUUCGCUAUGGCUUGGCCGUUCCGUCUCCGUACUGUAUCGACAAGAAGUUAUUUUAAAGCCAUCGGGGCUUGUUGGCUCUAUGCAGGGCUAGUAGCUCUCAUCGAACAAAUGGUAGUCUUUAAACUCAUAUCUCAUCUGUCAUAUGUUUGGCUUGUUUCAGUAAGCUGUUUCGUUUGUCUCACGUUGAUUACUUGCUCAUAUUCUCUAAUUUGGGUACUUAACAAAAAGGAAGAUCCAAGAUUACCAGCAAACUGUCGUAAACACAACAAGGAACUUGCCAAGACAUUGUUCCUUGUAACACUGCUAUCUCUAAUGGCUUGGCUACCCUUCAUAAUCAUAAAUUUUGGGCGUUUCAUUGUUGAAGAAAACGGUGGUGAAAUGCUCACAUUCCUAUGUCAUUCCUCCAAGUUCCUUUUAUUAGCAAAUUCAUUGAUUAAUCCUAUAUAUAAUUUAUUCGUUUAG
This is a messenger RNA of Porites evermanni, 621 nucleotides long. NCBI's taxonomy places the organism in Eukaryota, Metazoa, Cnidaria, Anthozoa, Scleractinia, Poritidae. The record is from the annotation of a GenBank genome assembly.